AUGGGGGCCGACACCGAAAAGAAGCAGCAGAUUCCGGCGGAGGACUUCGCCGCUACGGAGUCCUCGCCGGCCGAGGCCGUGAAAGAGGAGGGCGGCGCCUUCAAGGCCUAUUUGAGGAUAUUCACAUAUGGAGGUGCCUUCGAGCGUCUCCUCCAAACCAUCGCUGUGAUUUGCGCCAUCGGUUCUGGCGCCGGAAUAGCGCUCCAGAACUUGAUCUUCGGCAGCUUCGUCACCACCAUUCAGGACUUCACCACUGGAAAGUCCUCCCCGUCCUUCUUCCGCGGUGAGGUUUCCAAACUCGCUCUCUACUUCGUCUACCUGGGGAUUGCGAGGUUCGCCCUCUCUUACGCCUACAUUUCCCUGACGACUUUCUCCGCCUACCGCAUCACCAGAAACAUCCGACACAAGUACCUCCACGCGGCCCUCCGACAAGAGGUCGCCUUCUACGAUUUCGGCACCGGCGGCUCCAUCGCCACCCAGGCCAUCUCAAACGGACGCUUGAUCCAGACCGGAAUCUCAGAGAAGCUCGCCCUGACCUUCCAGGGCCUGGCCGUCUUCGUCACCGCGUUCAUCGUCUCCUUCGUCACACAAUGGAAGCUCACCCUCAUCGUCGUCGGCAUUGCGCCCCUCAUCUUGGUCGUCAUGGGUGUUGCGUCGACGUAUGAGGCCUCUCUGGAGACCAAGAUCCUCGAUACCUACGCCCAGGCCGGUUCGUUUUCAGAGGGCAUUCUGUCCGCCGCUCGCACGGUACACGCUUUUGAGAUUCGCUCAAGGCUGGUUCAGAAGUUCGACAAGUUUCUUCAAGAUGCGCACAACCUCGGAAGGAAGAAGUCACCCCUCUUCGGCAUCUUGUUCUCCACUGAGUACUUCGUCAUCUAUGCCGGAUUCGCCCUGGCUUUCUGGCAGGGUGUUCACAUGUUGAACCGGGGCGAGAUCACCGAGUCUGGCGACAUUUUUACCGUCCUUCUCUCCGUCGUCAUCGGUACAACCAGUCUCACCAUGUUGACCCCGUACAUCAUCGAAUUCACCCGCGCUGCCUCAGCCGCCGCUCAGCUGUUCAAGCUCAUCGACCGGGCCUCCGAUAUCGACCCCUUCGACAAGUCUGGCGAGCAACCAAAAGAAACCGUGGGAGUUGUUGACCUCGAGAACAUCACCUUCGCGUAUCCGACUAGACCCGGAGUCACGGUGCUGGACCAGUUCUCUCUGCAUAUCCCCGCUGGCAAGGUCACCGCCCUCGUUGGUUCAUCUGGUUCUGGAAAGAGUACUAUCAUCGGCCUGAUCGAGCGCUGGUACAACCCCAAGAACGGUACAAUCAAGCUGGAUGGGACACCGAUUGAUCGUCUGAACCUCAACUGGCUCAGGAAGAAUGUCAGGCUUGUUCAGCAGGAGCCCGUCCUGUUCCAAGGCACAGUCUUCGACAAUAUCGUCAACGGCCUGGUCGGAACGGAAUGGGAAAACUCCUCGCGAGAAGAACAAAUGCAACGCGUGCAGGAGGCAGCCAAGAUCGCUUUCGCCCACGACUUCGUCUCGCAGCUGCCGGAGGGAUACGACACCAUGAUUGGUGAGCGCGGUGGUCUCCUUUCGGGUGGACAAAAGCAGCGUGUUGCCAUCGCCCGCAGUAUCAUCUCGCAGCCCAAGGUACUCCUCCUUGACGAGGCCACGAGUGCCCUCGACCCCCACGCCGAAGGUGUCGUACAGCAAGCUCUCGACGAAGCCUCCAAAGGCCGCACCACGAUCACCAUCGCCCACAAGCUGGCAACUAUUCGAAAGGCAGACAAUAUCGUCGUGAUGAACAAGGGCAAAAUCGUCGAGCAGGGCACUCACGAGGGACUACUCAAGCAGGACGGCGCCUACACCCGUCUUGUGAGAGCCCAGAACUUGUCCGUGUCAGAAGAGGGAUCCAUCACCGAGACCGAGGGAGACGACGACGACUCCGCCCCUCCCAAGGAGAACAUCGAAAUGACAAAGACCAUGAGCCGCUACCGAACCGCAGACCAGACUCGCAUGGAGGCGCAAAAGGAGCGCGACAACUACGACCACCACGACCACAAGGGCCUCAUCAGUGUCGUCAUUCGAAUGGUUCGCGAGACUCCCGAGCUGAAGUGGGCCUAUCUCUUCACCGUUAUUGCCGUCGUCGUCGCAGCUGGUGCAUUCCCUGGCCAGUCGCUCAUCAUCGCAAACCUCGUCGACGUCUUCACUCUUACCGGUUCAGAGAUGAUCAAGAAGGGCAACUUUUACUCGCUUAUGUUCUUCGUGCUUGCCCUCGGCGUGUUCGUCUGCUACUUCGCAAUGGGCUGGUCCACAAACAUCAUCGCCCAGGGCCUCAACCACAAGCUCCGCAAGCAAGCACUCAACGACUUCCUGAGGCAAGACCUCCAAUUCUUCGAUCGUGCCGAGAACAACACGGGUGCUCUUGCCAGCAGACUCGAGUCCAACCCGCAGUCCAUCCUGGAGCUGAUGGGCUUCAACAUCGGCCUCAUCCUGAUCUCGACCCUCAAUGUCGUAGCCUGCAGUAUCCUGGCCAUCGCUACCACCUGGAAGCUUGGCUUGGUCGUCGUGCUCGCUGGAAUGCCGCCUCUCGUGAGCUCGGGCUACAUCAAGGUCCGCCUCGAUGCCAAGCUCGAUAACAGCACUUCGAAGCGCUACUCUGCCAGCGCGGCGAUCGCUUCAGAGUCGGUGACGGCUAUCCGGACGGUUUCCUCUCUGGCUAUUGAGGAGUCGGUUUUGAAGAGGUACACGACCGAACUCGACAACGCAGUCAGGGCCUCGACGGCGCCGUUGUUCAUCAUGACGAUUGCGUUUGGCCUGACCCAGUGCAUUGAGUACUUCUUCAUGGCUCUCGGUUUCUGGUAUGGCUGCCGGCUCCUCUCCUUCAACGAGAUCAGCAUGUACCAGUUCUUCGUCGCCUUCAUGGGCACCUUCUUCUCCGGCCAAGCCGCCGCCCAGCUCUUCCAGUACUCCAGCAGCAUGACCAAGGGCAUCAACGCCGCCAACUACCUCUUCUGGCUCCACGACCUGCAGCCCCUGAUCCAGGAGACGCCCGAGAACCGCGACAGGGCCCCCAAGGCCGGCCGGUCCCUCGACUUCGAGCACCUCCGCUUCUCCUACCCCAUGCGGCCCGACGCCCACGUCCUCCGCGGCGUCGACCUCGAGAUCAAGAAGGGCCAGUUCGUCGCCCUCGUCGGCGCCUCCGGCUGCGGCAAGUCCACCAUGAUCGCCAUGCUCGAGCGCUUCUACGACCCCACCACCGGCACCAUCCGCAUCGACGGCGACGCCGCCCUCGCCGACCUCAACCCCCGCCUCUACCGCCAGCUCGUCGCCCUCGUCCAGCAGGAGCCCACCCUCUUCCAGGGUAGCAUCCGCGAGAACAUCGCCCUCGGCAUCGACUCCGACUCCCUCGAUGCCGUCCCCGACGCCCGCAUCGAGGAGGCCUGCCGCGCGGCCAACGCCUGGGAUUUCGUCUCGUCGCUGCCCGAGGGGCUGGCCACGCCCUGCGGCAGCAGCGGCAUGCAGUUGUCUGGCGGCCAGCGGCAGCGCAUCGCGAUCGCGCGGGCGCUCAUCCGCAACCCGCGGAUUCUGCUGCUCGACGAGGCGACGAGCGCGCUCGACACCGAGUCGGAGAAGGUGGUGCAGCGGGCGCUCAACGAGGCGGCGAGGGACGGGGAGAGGAUCACAAUUGCGGUCGCGCACCGGCUGUCGACCGUCAAGGACGCGGAUACCAUCUGCGUCUUCUACGGUGGCAGGAUCGUCGAGAAGGGCACGCACGCGCAGUUGGUCGCCAAGGGCGGCAUGUACAAGCAGAUGUGCGAGGCGCAGAACCUCGAGUAA
Colletotrichum karsti is the source of this 3828-nucleotide messenger RNA. RefSeq names its product ABC transporter. Gene Ontology annotation, molecular function: ATP hydrolysis activity; ABC-type transporter activity; ATP binding. The coding region runs from base 1 to 3828 and encodes 1275 amino acids. Gene Ontology annotation, biological process: transmembrane transport. Lineage: Eukaryota; Fungi; Ascomycota; Sordariomycetes; Glomerellales; Glomerellaceae. The record is from RefSeq and is a predicted model, not a curated record. The transcript is spliced from 7 exons. Gene Ontology annotation, cellular component: membrane.